This is a messenger RNA of Fusarium venenatum, 1284 nucleotides long. The record is from RefSeq and is a predicted model, not a curated record. NCBI's taxonomy places the organism in Eukaryota, Fungi, Ascomycota, Sordariomycetes, Hypocreales, Nectriaceae.
AUGGCUCUUGCGGACUCGAGAGUAAUCAGGAUAGCUCCAAAUGAGCUACACAUCGACGACGUCAAGAUAUACAAGGAAAUUUACAACCAAACCUCGACUUACGUCAAACAUCCCGACUUCUAUGCCGGAUUUGGUACACCACAUUCUGUUUUCGUCGAACAUGAUCCCAAUCUCCACAAACAACGGCGACGACGUCUCAAUCCGUACUUCUCCCGAAGGGCCAUAGGACAGCUGGAAACGCUACUAAAAGACAAAAUCGAACAACUGGGGAAUCGCAUCGAUGGUCAGAAAGGCCCUUACAAUAUCUUUAACGCUGUGAGGUGCACGACUGUUGACAUCAUCUCUCAUUACUGCACUGGGAAGCCUCUUGGCCAACUCCAAAACAGCGAUAAAAACUUCAACGGUGAUUUUUUGGAUGCAUUUGAUUCCCUCGCCGCCUCUCUCUGGACAUUCAUGUAUCGGCCUACCCUUAGGUUGGUCAUGUUAAGCAUACCACAAGCUCUAGCCAAGAUUAUGAGUAGGGAGGCACGGUUCAUGAUGAAUUUAUAUGGCGUAUGUCACAAUGCAGCCAUCAACUUCAAAAGGAAUCCUCCCAAGUCUACCGAAGAGGCAAUCUUGAGCAGCCUGUCUGAUCUUGAUGAAAAAGAAAUGGGGGCUGAGACAGUCGAUUUGCUUGUUGCUGGGUCUGAUACCACAGCGUACACACUGGCAGCAGCUGUUGUACAAAUCUGUCAGAACAAUCAGGUCAAGAAGAAGCUUGUGGAAGGUUUAGCUAAAGGAAUUUCUGAUACCAAGAACUUGCCGUCGCUUUUGGAGUUGGAGCAAAUUGUGUACCUGAACGCCACAGCCCGUGAAGCCAUCCGAUUCGCCAUUGCAGCUCCCGGGAGGUUACCACGUGUCGUUCCACGGGACAGCAAACCUCUUAUUGUUGAUGAGCAGGUAAUCCCCGCCGGAAGCGUCGUUGGCAUGUCGGCAUACACCAUGAACUUCAGCAAAGAGCUCUGGGGUGAUGACGCGGCCGAAUUCAAUCCAGAUCGCUGGCUGGGUGAUGGUGGAAAGAGUCUAGACACGAAUAUGUGUUCAUUCUCGAAGGGCCUUCGAAGCUGUCUUGGGCAGAAUCUUGCAUUCGCAGAGAUACAUUACAUUCUGGCUUAUCUCUUUUCCAAGUAUGACAUUGAUUUGGUCGAUAAACCGGACGACAUUGAGGUUUACGAUCGGUUUACAAAUUAUGUUACCAAACAUGCUAUCAUGGUAAACAUGAAGAAACGCAAGCUUUCAAAGUAA